AUGGCCACCACGCAACUCUCUCAGUCGCAAGCCGCACUAGACCACGCCGACUCAGCUUCUGAACUGGCAACGGUUUGUACUGGAAUGUGGCCAAUUAUUGAUGGAGCUCCCAUGGAAAUACGCAUAUGGGCACAAGAUAAUAUGAGCAAGCUGUACAACGCUCGCGAUAGAUUUGGUAACGCAAUCGAUAUGGCAAUCACGGGAAAGGCAAGGCAUUUUACCAUGAGCUUGGCCUGUCAGACGGUUAUAGAUGCUAUAUAUUGGGGCCGUAUUGUUUAUCCAGCAUCGUCCCAGGCUUUAAAUCUCUCUUCCGCUCACGAAUUCGAAGUCAAACCCGUCCAGUUUUACGAUCCAUACCAAGCACCGCUUCUUAAUCACGAGCGACUCACGGUUCCGGUAAUCCGUGGUGCACUAGGGUGUAUAAAUUCUGUUAUACUUCUUAUUUUAUUUGUGAUAGCCUUCGAGCUCAAUGAGAAGCCUAGAGUCAACUGGGCGGAGAGUCUUUUCAUUAUUUAUGCACUAGGGUUUGUGGCCGAGAAGCUUGCUGCAAUACAGGAACAUGGAAUUGGGCCUAGCUCUGCCACGAUUUGGAAUAUGCUUGACCUAGGCUUUGCGCUAACUUAUUCUAUUUACAGCGGGUUUCGGAUUGUCGGAAUACUGUGUAAUAGCCCUUGGGCACGCAACCUUGGUCAUGACAUGCUGGCUCUUAAUGCAUUUGUCAUACUAUCAAGUAGCACAAAGAUCAUCGCCAUGCGAUUGAUGUUGCUGGAGUUUAUAGCUUCAAUCGCUGUGGCCGCUUUCUGCUUUGGGGGCAUCCUCUAUGCACUGCAUAAGCUAGGAGAGGAUACCUACAGUUUGGGGGAAAUCGCUCGGUGGAUGUUCGACAUUUGGCUGGGUUUAGAUUCGAGCGGAUUGGACCAGGCUUCCGAAUUUCACCCACAGUUGGGGCCAUUUCUUAUGGUCUCAUACGCCUGUUUGAGCAACAUCUUUCUGCUUACUUUAAUAUUUUCGUUUAUCUCUCAUACCUUUGGAAAAAUGAGCAAAGAGGCUGAAAUGGAAGCACUGUUUCAACGAGCUGUGCUAGCAAUUGAAGGAGCGAAAAUCAAUAUUAUCCUUCAAUGCCAACCCCCAAUGAACCUAUUGGCCUUUCUGAUAGCAUUCCCAGCAAAGUUUAUCCUUCCGCCAACUUGGAUUAUAAUUCUUGCGGUUUCUUUUUAUGAGAGGAACCGGGCGGCAAAGGAUGAGGAAACCAUCUUUGAGAAGGCCGUGGCUGCAGCCAAAUGGCUGGUUGCGUGGCCCCGUAGGCUAAGAAGGAUAACUCGUGUUGUAGCGCCUGUUGACGCGUCUAGAAGCGUUCAAGUCAUUUUCGCACUAGAUGAUGAGUUAGCUCAAAACUCGGAUUCUAGUGGCAGUUGGAUUCAACAGUACAAGACCUCAGCCAUGCGUCACAGGGCCCAAGACCCCAUGAAUGACGGUAAUAAACAUAUACCACCCAAAGAGAUUUAUUCACAGAACUCAACUGGUACAGUUUGGAUUGCACUCAAUUAA
This is a messenger RNA of Rhizoctonia solani, 1548 nucleotides long. RefSeq lists its product as uncharacterized. The coding region runs from base 1 to 1548 and encodes 515 amino acids. The transcript is spliced from 19 exons. The record is from RefSeq and is a predicted model, not a curated record. Lineage: Eukaryota; Fungi; Basidiomycota; Agaricomycetes; Cantharellales; Ceratobasidiaceae.